AUGAUUGGAUCAAAAAAAAUUGAUAAGUUUUAUGUGUUUGACGACGAAUUGGGGGUUAAUAUGAUGUUUGUGACCAAAGAUGAUGAUCGGGUCUAUGGAUUGGGUGCUAAUGUCUGGGGAUUACUGGGUUUGGGACACAACCAGUGGGUGAGUGAACCACAAGAGAUCAUAGAGUUGUCAAAUAAAAUAUGUAUAAAAUUUAUAAACGGAAGUGAAUUCAUAGUUUGUUUAACUCGUGAUAACUGUGUCUAUAGUUGUGGUUUAGAUAGAAAUGGACAGUUAGGUCGGGGAUGUGAUGAUAAUAAUUAUAAGAAACCAAUGAUUAUACAAAUCAAUGACAACAAUGAUUUGAUACGUGAUAUGAGUUGUGGUUCAUAUCAUACAUUAGUUUUAACGCAUAAUAAUGAUAUGUAUGGUUUGGGGUCGCAAUCAUUUCGGACAAAUCGAGAUCGUGAUAAAUAUAUAUCCAGUGAAUGGAGUGAUAAAUACAAUAAAUUGUUUGACAUAACAAUCGGUGCAACAAAAACUUUAUAUGCAAAGAGACCUACCUGUGCUCAGAUCAUUGAACAGUACAAUGAAUGGGCUAUCGAUAGCACAGUUGUUACAAAUGAUGUCGAGUUUAAUGAAAAACUCCAACAAAUCAAACACAAGGAAUGGAAACUCCUUUUAACGAAUAAUAAUGAAGUGUAUGGUUGGGGUCGCAAUCAUUUCGGACAAAUCGGUAGCCGAGACACCACUUGUGAAGCAAUUACUAAACCGGAAAAACAGCUUAUGUUUUAA
Messenger RNA from Oppia nitens, 780 nucleotides. RefSeq names its product RCC1 and BTB domain-containing protein 2-like. The transcript is spliced from 3 exons. Lineage: Eukaryota; Metazoa; Arthropoda; Arachnida; Sarcoptiformes; Oppiidae. The coding region runs from base 1 to 780 and encodes 259 amino acids. The record is from RefSeq and is a predicted model, not a curated record.